This is a messenger RNA of Capronia epimyces CBS 606.96, 2715 nucleotides long. RefSeq names its product chitin synthase 3. Gene Ontology annotation, cellular component: cell septum; cell periphery. The transcript has 2 exons. Lineage: Eukaryota; Fungi; Ascomycota; Eurotiomycetes; Chaetothyriales; Herpotrichiellaceae. Gene Ontology annotation, molecular function: chitin synthase activity. The coding region runs from base 1 to 2715 and encodes 904 amino acids. The record is from RefSeq and is a predicted model, not a curated record.
AUGGCAAACCAAUAUCCUGGCCACCAACUGGAUGAUAUUCCUCCUACAAACGUUUACAGACCUCCCAGACGCCGUUCAGAUGAUGAAGCGGAACACUCCUUACUCCAUCAAACCUCCGCAUAUCAACCCCAGUAUGACGAUCCUCACUCUCGGCCUCUAACCCCUGGACAAGAGUCGGUUUACACCUUGAAUGAGUCGUAUGUGGGAGGAGAUCCUUCGAAAGUGCCCGUUACCACUUACAAUCCACAAUAUACCCAGCCCUACGGCUCAGGUUACGACUCUGGUAAUCUGCAACCAGGCUUCCCGAGUUCAGGACCGCCCGAUCCCAUUGAGCGAGCCAACUCAACCGAAGCUUGGAAAGAGCGGCAGGCGCCUGGAUUUGGAACGAUCAAGCGCUAUGCUACCAGAAAGGUCAAACUUGUCCAAGGCAGCGUGCUGAGUAUCGACUACCCCGUUCCCAGUGCCAUUCAAAACGCCAUCCAGCCCAAGUAUCGAAAUGACCUGGAAGGAGGCAGUGAGGAGUUCACACACAUGCGGUACACGGCAGCCACUUGCGACCCCGACGAUUUCACCUUGAAGAAUGGGUACAAUUUGCGCCCGGCCAUGUACAAUCGACACACUGAGCUGCUGAUUGCCAUUACCUACUACAACGAGGACAAAGUCUUGACAGCUCGCACUCUUCACGGUGUCAUGCAGAAUAUUCGUGAUAUCGUCAACUUGAAGAAGUCCGAGUUCUGGAACAAGGGUGGCCCGGCGUGGCAGAAGAUCGUCGUCUGUCUCGUGUUUGACGGCAUCGACCCCUGUGACAAGAACACUUUGGAUCUGCUGGCCACUGUGGGCGUCUAUCAAGACGGAGUCAUGAAGAAGGACGUGGAUGGCAAGGAAACUGUGGCUCAUAUCUUCGAAUACACGACACAACUGUCGGUCACCGCGAAUCAACAACUCAUUCGACCCAACGACAACGAUGCGACAUCCCUCCCGCCUGUGCAGAUGAUCUUCUGUCUGAAACAGAAGAACAGCAAGAAAAUCAACUCUCACAGAUGGCUCUUCAAUGGGUUUGGCCGCAUACUCAACCCCGAAGUUUGCAUCUUGCUCGAUGCAGGAACCAAACCUGGUCCCAAGUCCCUGCUGGCGCUCUGGCAGGCUUUUUUCAACGACAAAGAUCUGGGAGGUGCUUGUGGUGAGAUCCAUGCCAUGUUGGGGCCGGGCGGUGUCUUCGGGAGAAAACUUCUGAACCCCCUGGUGGCGGCUCAAAACUUCGAGUACAAGAUCAGCAACAUCCUGGACAAACCGCUGGAGAGCUCAUUUGGAUAUGUGAGUGUCUUGCCCGGCGCAUUCUCAGCAUAUCGUUUCAGAGCCAUCAUGGGUCGCCCUCUUGAGCAGUAUUUCCACGGUGACCACACUCUAUCCAAGAGACUGGGAAAGAAGGGUAUCGAAGGCAUGAACAUUUUCAAAAAGAACAUGUUUUUGGCCGAAGAUCGUAUCUUGUGCUUCGAAUUGGUCGCCAAAGCUGGGUCGAAAUGGCAUCUCACCUACGUGAAAGCCUCCAAAGCCGAGACUGAUGUGCCAGAAGGCGCCCCCGAAUUUAUCGGCCAGCGACGCCGCUGGCUCAAUGGCUCCUUUGCCGCCUCCAUCUAUUCGCUGAUGCAUUUCUCCCGCAUGUACAAAUCCGGACAUAACAUCAUCCGGAUGUUCUUCUUCCACAUCCAGAUGAUUUACAACAUUGUCUCCGUCACUCUAUCCUGGUUUUCGCUCGCUUCGUUCUGGCUGACUACCAAGGUCAUGAUGGAUCUGGUAGGCCAGCCAAGCACCAGCAACAACAAUUCGGCCUUUCCAUUCGGUAACACAGCGACUCCAAUCAUCAACACGAUCCUUCAGUAUUUGUACAUGGCUUUUCUACUGUUGCAGUUCAUUCUGGCGCUGGGAAAUCGGCCCAAGGGUUCGAAAGUGGCAUACAUCAUCUCAUUCUGCCUCUUCGGGCUCAUUCAGCUUUACGUCAUUGUGUUGUCAAUGUAUUUGGUGGUCCGGGCCUUCACCAGCAAAGACGGGACUGACAUCGUUACUAACGAGGGAGCGAAUGAGUUUGUCAAGUCUUUUUUCUCCUCAACUGGACCAGGGAUCGUCAUCAUUGCUCUCGCCGCCACGUUCGGGCUGUAUUUUGUCGCCUCGUUCCUGUACAUGGAUCCCUGGCACAUGUUCACUUCGUUUGCUCAAUACCUGAUCAUCAUGCCGUCUUUCAUCAACAUCCUGAUGAUUUACGCUUUCAGCAACUGGCACGAUGUCUCGUGGGGAACCAAGGGCUCGGACAAGGUGGAUGUCCUUCCUUCUGCCCAGACCACGAAGGAUGAAAAGGGCAAGACAGCAGUGGUGGAAGAAGUUGACAAGCCGCAAGCAGACAUUGACAGUCAGUUCGAAGCCACUGUUCGGCGUGCCCUGGCCCCAUACAAACCACCGGUGGAAAAGGAAGAGAAGACUUUGGAGGACUCUUACAAGAACUUCCGAACCCGACUGGUUGCGACUUGGAUUUUCUCGAAUGCGUUGCUUGCUGUUGCAAUAACAAGCGACAGCCUCGAUAAGUUCGGCUUCACAGUGAGACUCUCAUCAAUCUCCAUGCAUGGAAUAUCAUUUGCUAACCUACGUAACAGUCUCGAGCUACUUCAAGAACCAGCCACUUUUUCCAAGCACUCCUGUGGACAACUGCGGCAUUGUCUCUAA